Molecule: messenger RNA, 4997 nt
Organism: Bombyx mori (domestic silkworm)
Lineage: Eukaryota; Metazoa; Arthropoda; Insecta; Lepidoptera; Bombycidae
Gene: Blm
Product: recQ-like DNA helicase Blm
Exons: 19
Coding region: 144-3851 (1235 amino acids)
Biological process (GO): DNA replication; double-strand break repair via homologous recombination
Cellular component (GO): cytoplasm; nucleus; chromosome
Molecular function (GO): nucleic acid binding; four-way junction helicase activity; 3'-5' DNA helicase activity
Source: RefSeq, a predicted model, not a curated record
UUGCACUAUAUAUUAAGUGUAUAAUCUAUGGUUUGCACGAUCUAAUGUUUAUUUUAGGUAAACCCAAGAAGUUUAGAUAGUUUCGAAUAUUAUUCGUUUGGCUCACUACAAAUAUAUGCUUUAAGUGAAAUACAAAUUUUAAAAUGACUCCUGAGAAGAUUAAAUCUGACUUAAGUAAUAGAUUUAAGUUAAAAAACUUUAUUCUGAAGAGUGACACAGGAACUCUCGAUAAUAAAACCAGUAAAACGAACAACAACAAAACAAAAAAGAAAUUUUCUUAUAUAGAUCCAAAAACAGCAAACAAAACAUGGACACCACCAUUCAAGACAUUGGAGAUUGUCAGUUCAGUUAAAGACGAAAACUCUCCGAAAAUUCCAGAAAGAUACGAAACCGGAGUCAAUAGUCCUGAAAGAAGUAUAGUGGUUGACAUACCAACCCCACCUAAAAACGUAGACAUGGACAGCUCGAGUAAAAGGAGCCGUUUGGCUAUGUCUGAUGACCUUAAUGAUGUAGAUUUACGAAUGAAUGCCUCAUUUGUACCUCUACUAGAUCGAAUAACAGCACAUGUUGCUGUAAAGGAAACGAAACAGAAACAAAAUCAUCCCGAAUUUCUGGAUCGGCAAAGUGAAAGAAUGUACGUCGAAUUGUUAGAAACAAUAAGUGACACGUUUGAUAGAAUUCCAAAGAAUUUGCUAGAAAUAAUUCCUGGUUAUGAUAGUAAAAUACACGACAAGAUGAAACGGAGCAGAAUAGAAAUAAAAAAAUAUUGCAAUAAUUUUGAGAAUAAAUCUAGUUGCUCCAUAGAUAAAUUACAUACAACAGAGAAGGAUCAUAGUAAUAGUUUGAUACAGAAUUCAACCCCGCCUUUAGAACAAAACCCUGGGACCAGUAAUAUGAUACAUUCAGAUGUUAAAAAAGUCACCACUUCAAAUGAAUCACCGUCUGUUAUGUCUGUAACCAAUGAUUCGACGAUGGAUAAAAGCUUAGAUCAAUCAGACACGAAUGUCAAGAAGAAAGGAAAAUUUGUAUACAAAUCCCCAUUAAAUCAUAGCUCGCCGGAUUGUAUAGCUUCGUCGAGUACAGCGGAGAGACUUAAAAGCAUCAUGGAGACUCUGAAGCGCGUCCCACCUAAGGUUGCGUCCAAUCCAACGCCGCAAGCGAAUAAUAGUUCAGUAGAAUUCCAGCCGCCUCCGCUUGACCGAAGCGCGUUCUUGAACACGGAACGUCCGUCAACAUCGGCGACACCAGCAUCUGUGACUGAUGUCGCCGAAAAUGAAUACGAACACUUGUUUGACGCCAGUGACGGCUUCGAAGAGAACAUUGACCUGAUUAGUGAAAAUGACGUCAGCGUCGAAGAGUUUCAGAACGGUAAGAACAUAAGCGUCGACGAUGACGGAUGGCCGGAGUACAGAAUGGGGGACUUCGCGGACGACGUGGAAGUCGUUAAUGCCGUCGAGAUGGUGGAAAUGAACUUGAACCAUACGAUGACGUCGAAUGUCGUGAAUACGAAGUACGAAGGGAUCGGGCAAUUCGAAGGUGAUAUCCAGAACGAUGGAACCACAGGUGAGUUCGACGGCCUGAACUACCCUCACUCGGCUCCGAUGCUGGAGAUAUUCCGCGAGACGUUCGGCCUGACGAAGUUCCGGCCCAACCAGCUGCAGGCCAUCAACGCGGCGCUGCUCGGCCACGACUGCUUCGUCCUCAUGCCGACCGGCGGCGGUAAGUCGUUGUGUUACCAGCUGCCCGCUGUACUGUCGCCCGGCGUCACCAUCGUCAUAUCGCCGUUGAAGUCCCUUAUCAUGGACCAGGUCCGGAAGCUGCAGACGCUCGGCGUCCCGGCCGCCGACUUGUCCGGCAACACGUCGCUCGCAGAGACUGACGAGAUCUACCACAAGCUGUCCAUGAAGGAGCCGCCCAUCAAGCUGCUGUACGUCACCCCCGAGAAGAUCGUCGGCAGCGAUCGGUUCCAGUCCGUCCUCGACUCGCUCGACGCCAGAGGGAAGUUCGCGAGGUUCGUGAUAGACGAGGCGCACUGCGUGUCUCAGUGGGGGCACGAGUUCCGCCCCGACUACACGGCGCUGCGGCUGGUGCGCGCGCGCUGGCCCGCGCCCCGCGCCGUGCUGCUGACGGCCACGGCCACGCCGCGCGUGCGCCGCGACGUGCUGCUGCAGCUGCACGUGCAGCCCGCCGCCUGCCGCUGGUUCCUGUGCAGCUUCGACCGCCCCAACCUGCGCUACCGCUUCCACAAGAAACCGAAGAACAUUAACCAGGAGAUCGCCAAGCUCAUAAAGAACGAAUUUUUCGGGGAAUCUGGCAUAAUAUACUGCUUAUCGUGCAAAGACUGCGAAGUGUUGGCGGGCGACCUCCACAAGACGGGGGUGCAGGCCGCCCCCUACCACGCCAGGCUCGCGGACUCCAAGCGGCAGAGCGUGCAGUCGGCCUGGAUCGCCGACGAGAUUAAAGUGAUCUGUGCGACCAUAGCGUUUGGAAUGGGCAUAGACAAGGCGGACGUCCGCUACGUCAUGCACCACAGCAUGCCCAAGUCCAUAGAAGGAUACUACCAAGAGUCAGGUCGCGCUGGGAGGGACGGGCAACUGGCCACCUGCAUCCUGUACUACUCCUACCAGGACAUGAUCAGACAUCGAAAAUUAAACAUGAGGUCGGAAAUGAGGACAGAAGCGCGCAAUGUCCAAGAGGAGAACCUGCGACGUAUGGUGGAGCUCUGCGAGAGUGUCACUGAGUGUCGCCGCGCCUUCAUCCUGGCCUACCUCGGGGAGACGCUGCCGCGCUGCAACCCUGCCCACCCUGCCGCCUGCGACAACUGUCUGCGGACACAACGCACAGAGCCGGUGGACGUGACGGAGCACUGCAAGAAGAUCGUGCAGGCGGUGAGGGACGCCGGCACCCGGUCGCGGAACGGCUUCACGCUGCUGCACCUCGCGGCCGCCCUGCGCGGCUCCAAGCUGCAGCGCCUCGCCGCGCUGCACGACUCGCCCGUGCACGCACUUUGCAAGUCGUGGGACCGGAGCGACGCCCAGCGCCUGCUGCGGCUGCUGGUGGUUCGAGGGGUUCUGUACGAGAAGAUCGUCGUCAACAACGACUUCGCCAGCGGAUAUAUCGACCUGGGACCGAACGCGGACAAACUCAUGAAAAAUCGCAUCCGCAUAGUGUUCCCCAUGUCGAAGACAACCGACAAGAACAGUUUAACGACAGCUCCCGCAGAGGCCCGGCCCGCGCCCCCCGCCAGCGACCUGGACUCCACGCUGGCCAAGCUCGAGCUCAGGUGCUAUGCUGACCUGGUGGAAGUGUGUCGCGAGCGCGGCGCGACGCUGGCGGACGCGGCGCUGCGCAUGACGUCACGCGUUCUGCCGCGCACGCCGCAGGAGCUGCAGCGCGUGCCGCAGCUGCCGCUGGUCGCGCGCCGCCGCCUCGGGGACGCGCUGCUGCGGGUCACGGCCGCCUACGCAGACGAGAAGACGGCAUUGCAAAAGCAGUAUGAAAAAGAAACAAUUGAGGAAAAAGAAAAUGACGAAAACACGUCUGGAUCUGAAUCGGAGUGGUCCCGGCCCGGACCUAGCCAGCCGACCAACACCUCCGCGCGGAGCGGCCGUGCGAGGUGGAACUAUAAGGCCGGUGUGAGGAAGAGGUACAAAAGGAAAGCGCCGUCGUCUGCGAAGAAGAAAGCGUUGAGUAGCGUGCUGCGGGGCGGGGGGCGGGGCGGGGGGCGGGGCAGGGGGCGGGGCGGCGGCGCGGCGGGCGGCGGGCUGGGCAGCAUGCCGGUGCCGCGCGCCGCCGCCGCCCUGCACGCGCGCCCCGCCGUCCUCAAGCCCUCCAAGCUCUCCUCAUUCUGACCCCGCAGAGAAUCUUCAACUUUAUAUUUAUUAACAAUAAGACCUAUGACUGAUAUAAUAGGUACGUAGAAUAUUCGACGAGUUUGUAUUUUUGAGCGAUGACGUAAUCCCAUCUCCCCGGUGUCCCCAGGUAAACUCACUGGUGGUAGCCACCCCGCCUAUUUCUGCCGUGAAGCAGUAAUGCGUUUCGGUUUGAAGGGUGGGGCAGCAGUCGUAAGUAUACUGAGACCUUAGAGCUUUAUAUCUCAAGGUGGGUGGCGCAUUUACUUUGUAGAUGUCUAUGGGCUCCAGUAACCACUUAACGCCAGGUGGGCUGUGAGCUCGUUCACCCAUCUCAACAAAAAAAACCAUAGAACAACAAGCUGUUUACUGAUGAUUUCAUGAAAUCUGUUGUGUUUAUCAAUAUCACUCAGCAUUGUUACGAAUGUUUAUAGUUUUCGUGAUAACUGCCAAAUGGACUCCAGAUAUCGUAAUUAGCCACCGAAUGUCAAUUGGACAUAUUUUGAUGUGUGGACGGCUCGCCUGGUGAGAAGCAGUCGCCUGACAAGCAGCGAAGACUCCGCCGCGUGGAGCGGGAGACCGACACCCCCCCCCCCGCGCUGACACCCCCUGUUACCACUACAUCAAUCUAAUCUAGAUCGUAAAAAUGUUAAGCCCUUCGUAAUUCUAAAAUAAAAUUUCAUUUUUAAAAUUGUUGUUUAAAGCGCCCUGUAAACGAUCAAAUUGUUUGUCAAAUAUUACGUGUUCGUCAAGUUAUUUGACAGCAUGCAGCUUUGCUUGACGCGUUUGUCAAACAGUCUACGUGUUUGACGCGUUUGAUGGAAAUCUUGAUUGACGGCGUGUUUGUCAAACAAGACCUCAGUCUACGGCAAGGAGAAAACCGAAUCUAUGGGCCAGUUAAAAUAAACUUGUUUGAUCUUUGGUUUGAUCUUUUAAUCUAUUGUUUGAUGAAAACGUAAAUUUUGACAAACAAAUUUGAUUGAUUACAGGGCGUUUAACGAAAAUAUAACCCAGAAAGCGUACUCUCGUGCAUCUGCCAUUUUGAAUAACAAUAAUAAAUCUCUUUUGCAUUAUAUCGAUGUAAUUUUUUUUAAAUAUAUAUUAGUUAAUGUUUUGAUGAAAUAAAACAAGGAUUUUGUUACGAAA